Messenger RNA from Dalotia coriaria, 1404 nucleotides. Its product is annotated as UBX domain-containing protein 1. The transcript is spliced from 4 exons. Gene Ontology annotation, cellular component: cytoplasm; nucleus. Gene Ontology annotation, biological process: negative regulation of proteasomal ubiquitin-dependent protein catabolic process; negative regulation of protein ubiquitination; negative regulation of protein K48-linked deubiquitination. Bases 182 to 1144 code for a protein of 320 amino acids. The record is from RefSeq and is a predicted model, not a curated record. Gene Ontology annotation, molecular function: K48-linked polyubiquitin modification-dependent protein binding. NCBI's taxonomy places the organism in Eukaryota, Metazoa, Arthropoda, Insecta, Coleoptera, Staphylinidae.
GGUCAAACGCGACAAAUAUUUGACAGUUUAACGUGAUUUAUCUAAAAAUUCCAAUAACUACGGCAACAAACUACAGUUGCACAAUUUUACACGGAUCAUCGCCGGAUUUCAAGCGGCUGAAGUACAAUCAUUUCCAAAAAUAGCAAUAAUAACACAUAAGCAUUAAAGGUUGUCCACCGCGAUGGCCAGCAUUAUCGACACUCUGGUGGAAAUGGGAUUCCCCCGAAAUCGAGUGGAAUUAGCAGUCUCAAAAUCAAACUCAAAAGACAUUGAAGCAGUAACAGAAUGGUUGUUAACUCAUGAAGAGGAUGAAGUCAGCACACCCCAGACACAAACAGCCACACUGCCACAAGCAGCAGAAUCAGAACCAAAUGAAGAACUAGCCGCAUUAGCAACAAGCUCCCAAGAGCCAGCAGCAGCCAAAUCAAUCAGAUGUGAUGAUUGUGGCAAGUUAUUCAAGAAUCAGAGUGAAGUGGAGUUCCAUGCUGCAAAAUCCGGUCAUGAGAAUUUUUCAGAAUCCACUGAAGAAAAGAAACCACUCACUGAAGAAGAGAAAAGAGAACAAUUGGAAAAGAUUGAGGCGAAAUUAAAGCAGCGUCGUUUAGAGCGUGAAGAACGCGAGAAACAGGAAGCCUUGGAACGUGAAAAGAAAAGGAUACGCUCCGGCAAGGAUAUGCUGGAGGCAAAACAGCGACAAGCCGAUCUAGAGAUGAAGAAAAUCGUAGAAGCGCGUAAACGUGAAAAAGAGGAAGAUCGUUUAGCGCGACAGCGAGUCAAAGAUCAAAUUGAACAGGAUCGCCUGGCAAGGAAAGCGAAAUCAGCAUCGGAAAGUCACGAAAAUGCCGCAAUUCCAAACCCGACGACUUCCACGCCAGCCGCGCCAACCCCAAAGGCUGCGGCGAAUUACAACGAAGUGCGUUUGCAAAUCAGACUCGCCGAUGGUCAGCAAUUAAUUACAAAAUUCGGAGCUAAGGAACCGCUGUCGGCGGUGAGGUGUUACAUUCAAAUGAAUCGCCCGGAAGCCACUCCGUUUGCGUUGAUGACUUUAGCACCCAGGAAGGUGUUUACUGAUGAAGAUUACGAAAAACCACUUGAUGUCUUAGAUUUGGGCCCGGCUGCUGUUCUAGUGGUGCAGAAAUUGUAAAAAUCGUAUAUAAGUUGGAUACAAUUCACUUAAUUUAAAUACGUUUACUUUUAAUUGUAAGCUAUGGACGCGCUUGAUGACUAAAUUGGUUGGUAGCGAGCUAAGUACAACUAAGUCUAACAUUUUCACUUCACUGCACACAUUGUUGCAACUCCAAUUGGGGCAUAAUUUGUUAUAAACUCACCGAUUUUUAUGAACAUGAUUUUUGUAUCAUUUUAUAAUACAUACAUACAAUAAAUACAUAAUUUGAGCAAUUAAAA